AUGGCUUCCUCGACCUCAGCCGCCCCGAGUGAUGGAAGCCACACCGAGCAAACCAUUCACAAGAUACCCGACAUCCUUCCUCGCGAGCGUGUAUUUCCCAUCCAAAUAGGUGGCGAGAUAUUCAAGCUCUCUGGCGCCUCCAUCUCCUCCGACGCACCCUCCUACUUUUCGCAGUACUUUCUGUGUCAAAUCAAACAGGCCCAGCAAAAUGGCCAAGACAUUUCCGCCAGCAUCCGCACGCUGUACAUCGACCGCGAUCCCGUUACCUUUAGCGAUAUAGCGUUGCACUUGCAAGGCUAUCACAUACAGCCGCACGACGGCACCCAUUUCGUGCGCCUCUUUGCCGACGCGCAAUUUUACAACUGCAAGUUAGCCCUUGAAAUCAUGGUGACGUUGUAUGAGGAGAGCAUCUUUAUAUCCAUUGGCGACCGCGAGUUCCAGAUCCCGCGCGACGUCCUGACCGACCCCGCAAAUUCUCCUAAUUACUUCUCCUUGGGAUUCGGUCUCUUAUUCGCCCGACGCGACGAAGUGUUCCCCGGUCUCGACCGUGAAGGGCUGAUACGGCCACCCUCCAUCCUCCCGCCCAGUGUUCCAAACCGCAACGCCGAUACUUUUGCAGAUCUUCUACGCCUGCUUCACGGAUAUCCCAUCCGAAUACGGGACGAGACGCAUCGUGACGAGCUGCUGCGCGACGCGCGGUAUUUCCAUUUCAAGGGCCUCGAACAGAAGCUGAUUCCCCACUCCAUCAGCUUCAAUUCAGUGAGGCAGCGCAGCGAAAUCGUGUUACGGCUAGAGAACGUGCAGAAAAGUGGAAUACACAUCAUUCACGACCGUGCAGAAGAAGUGAUUGAGGAAGGCGGCAUUGCUGCAUUUGCGGAGUCCAUGUCGGGCUGGGUCAACUACUCCCGGCCAUAUGUAGACGAUGCUCCCGCGGAGCUUGUCCUUGAAAUUGGAGCCGAAUCAACUCGCCUUCACUUCACGACCGACGGACCGCGGGCCGAGUUCUUUGGCGACACAUGCGCGAGAGUGUCCAAGCUUUUCGAAGUCAUUGCGACGAAGCUCGGCCUACCCCCGACGACACAACCUCUCGGCUUGCUCAUGGCAUCAGGCGGCGCCCGGUCACUACGGGCGGUGCCGGGAAACACGCCUCUGAGUGAGGACCUUGUUAUUGUCCGCCUUGGACCCGAAGCGGCCGUGACGUUGGACGGAGAAGACUACACAUAUACUCCGCCACACUUGGCAGAGAAUGCAGACUCGGCAGGCGCAAACUCGCGUAAGCGCCGGCGCACAGAAGGCGCGCUCUCGGACGAGCCGCUUGAGGGGGAGAACUGGACGAUUAAGCGAGGGCAAUGGAGGCUGCGUAUUCAGCGCAGCACGCACGGAAAGAGCAACUUUGAGUGCGCAAUGGAGGCGGUGUGCCUCGAGGCCUUUAGCUCCGAGCUGGGGCGGAAUAAGACGAGGGGGUUCUUAAGGAACUAG
This is a messenger RNA of Cordyceps militaris CM01, 1479 nucleotides long. RefSeq names its product BTB/POZ fold domain containing protein. The transcript is spliced from 3 exons. NCBI's taxonomy places the organism in Eukaryota, Fungi, Ascomycota, Sordariomycetes, Hypocreales, Cordycipitaceae. The coding region runs from base 1 to 1479 and encodes 492 amino acids. The record is from RefSeq and is a predicted model, not a curated record.